Messenger RNA from Cynara cardunculus var. scolymus (artichoke), 3755 nucleotides. RefSeq names its product ATP-dependent DNA helicase Q-like 4A. The transcript is spliced from 25 exons. Gene Ontology annotation, cellular component: nucleus; cytoplasm; chromosome. Gene Ontology annotation, molecular function: four-way junction helicase activity; ATP binding; nucleic acid binding. Gene Ontology annotation, biological process: double-strand break repair via homologous recombination; DNA replication. NCBI's taxonomy places the organism in Eukaryota, Viridiplantae, Streptophyta, Magnoliopsida, Asterales, Asteraceae. The record is from RefSeq and is a predicted model, not a curated record. Bases 200 to 3598 code for a protein of 1132 amino acids.
CCGCCACCGCCACCGCCACACGCCCACGACCACCACCGUCACUAUACUCUUGCUUGUCCAGUCCACAGAUGGGAGAAGUUACUAGCAAACUCGUUGCUAGAUGAACUCAUCGAUAAGUGAUCUAGGCUAACCACAUGAGGUAUGAAAAGUAACUCUAGUUUCUUUUUCCUCUUUGUUUUUAGCUUGAAGAUAAACUUUAAUGUUUGCUUGCUCAUGGUUGAUAUUCUGUAGAAACAACUGUAGUGGGCGUUCUAGAGGCGCUGACAAGCCAAUCAGAAAUAACUGGUCUCAACAUGCCAAGUCACAUGAUAAUGUUUUGAGCGAAGAUAAAAACUUCCUUUUCUCCUUGUCAAGACAAAAACCUUCUGCUGAACAAGCAAUGACUGCAACUGCAAGAUUAUUCUCUUGUAAUGUUCAGAAUGUUACAAAGGCACACAGUCUACAGGUUGACAAGGCUUGGCAAGCACUUUCCAACCUCAAGUUGUCUUCUAGAAAUUACAUAAAACCUGGUAAAAGCCGGCCAAUAGCUAAAGAUGGUGAUACAGCCUCUUUUCGAGAUGUUGAAAGAGCCACCCAACAAUGUUCUUCUGAAGCAAAUAACAAAUCUACACGAUCUACUUGGGGAGACCAACAUUCUAAUGAAAUUAAUAUUAUGCAUAGCAAGCCCAGGCGAAUGACCGAUCUGUUUGCAUCAGUUACCACUUCUGUCACUGAAGCUGGAAGGGCUGAAACAAUGCAGAGUGGGGGUUAUGUAUUGAAUUCCACGAAUGUUUGUGGAAGGGAUGAAGGUGGCAUACACAAGAAUCAUGCCAAAAUUUCGAGCCACUUACAUGGGCUUCAGGAGAUUGAUGCUGGUGGCAUUGAUGAUGAGGAUAUUCUUCAGAAUCUUGACAUGGAUCAGAUUACAGAACACUUCCAAUCAUCUUGCACACCACGGCCAUCUAUCUCAAAGUUUCCACCAUUCACCCCAGCUGCAAGUCAUACUGUUGCAGCAUGUGAGGAUAUAAGUUUGCCUCCCGAAUUAUGUGUGGACUGUAGUCAUGGUUUUAAGCUAGGGAUUUGCCCUGAAGCUGCAGGCCAUUUGCACGUUAUGAAGGAUCAGCUCAUUUCCAUAUCAAAUGAUCUUCUUGACAAUGUUGGUGAAUUGAACUCAGAUCAAAUAGAAAAGCUUCGUCAAGAUAGACUGCAGUUGAAUAAGCAAAUUCAACAGCUUGAGAAAUAUCUUCAUUAUAUAUUGAUGGAUGAGGAAAGACACAAUUCAAACUUUUCUGCAUAUACCACCACUAGAACUUUGCAGUAUGGAACUCCUCCUACAUUUACCUCCAUGGUUGAUCCUGUUAGACUCGAUGAUCAAUUUUACAUGUGUAACGAGACAAAUGGGCACGAUAGAUGGGAUUCAUCAUCAGUAUCAUGUUUCUCAGAAGGUAAUGUCGAUGAUUCUUCAACUUCUAUGGAGAGGGAACCACAUGCCAAAAGGUAUGUCGAAGUCAAUUAUUCAGAAGGUUCAGAUGACAAGAAGUGGAGCAAGAGAGAUUUUCCGUGGACCAAAAAACUGGAGGCUAAUAACAAGAAAGUGUUCGGGAAUCACUCCUUUCGUCCCAACCAAAGAGAGGUGAUUAACGCGACAAUGAGUGGGAAGGAUGUUUUUGUCUUAAUGCCAACUGGAGGCGGAAAGAGCCUGACUUAUCAGCUACCUGCUCUUAUUUGUCCAGGUGUGACGCUGGUUAUUUCACCCCUUGUUUCUCUGAUCCAAGAUCAAAUAAUGCAUUUAUUGCAGGCAAACAUCCCUGCUGCUUACUUAAGUGCCAAUAUGGAGUGGAGUGAGCAACAAGAAAUUCUCAGAGAGCUUUGCUCAGGGCAUUGUAGUUACAAGCUGUUAUAUGUCACCCCGGAAAAAGUAGCAAAAAGUAAUGCUUUGUUGCGUCAAUUGGAAAACUUGUAUGCACGAGAAUUGCUAGAUAGAAUUGUCAUUGAUGAAGCUCAUUGCGUGAGCCAGUGGGGACAUGAUUUCAGACCAGAUUAUCAGAGUCUUGGUAUUUUGAAGCACAAGUUCCCAAAUACACCAGUGUUGGCAUUAACUGCUACUGCCACAGCCAGCGUAAAAGAAGAUGUUGUGCAGGCUCUUGGUCUUGUUGACUGUGUUAUUUUUCGUCAAAGUUUCAACCGACCUAAUCUAAGGUUUUCAGUUAUUCCUAAGACAAAAAAAUGUAUGGAGGACAUUGACAAGUUCAUCAAGGAUAAUCAUUUCGACGAAUGUGGAAUCAUAUAUUGUCUUUCAAGGAUGGACUGCGAAAAAGUUGCUGAAAAGUUGCAGGACUGCGGGCACAAAGCUGCAUUUUACCAUGGUAGUAUGGACCCUGAUCAACGUGCAAAAGUUCAAAAGCUGUGGAGUAAAGAUGAGAUUAAUAUAAUAUGUGCAACUGUGGCAUUUGGAAUGGGUAUUAAUAAACCGGAUGUUCGGUUUGUCAUUCAUCAUUCUCUUCCUAAAUCCAUCGAGGGCUACCACCAGGAAUGUGGCCGUGCGGGUAGAGAUGGGCAACAUGCUUCUUGUGUAUUGUAUUAUAGUUAUAGCGAUUAUAUCCGGGUCAAGCAUAUGCUUAGUCAGGGGUCAGUAGAGCAAAACUCUUUUGCAUCUGGAUACCGUUCAAGUACUAUGAAUUCUGGAAGGGUACUGGAAACUAACACGGAGAACCUUUUGGGCAUGGUCAGUUACUGCGAAAAUGAUGUUGACUGUCGACGUUAUCUACAGCUUGUUCAUUUUGGAGAAAAAUUUGAUCCUGUCAACUGCAGGAAAACAUGCGACAGUUGUUUUAAGAACCAAAGCCUCGUAAACAAGGAUGUUACAGGGAUAGCAAAGCAUCUGGUUGAAUUGGUGAAAUCAGCCCAACAAAACUUCUCUGCAUCUCAUAUCUUGGAAGUCUACAAGGGUUCCAUGAGCCAAAUUGUCAAGAAGUACCAACACAAUACCUUAAGCUUGCAUGGAGCUGGACAGAAUGUAGCAAAGGGAGACGCGUUACGUGUGAUACGCCAUCUUGUCAUUGAGGAGAUCCUUGUGGAGGAUGUUAAGAAAAGUGAUCUCUAUGGAUCUGUAUCAUCAAUUCUAAAAGUAAAUGAAAAGAAGGCCUACGAUUUACUUGAAGGCCGACAAACCAUAAUUUUAAGAUUUCCUUCUGCUGUCAAAGCAUCAAAGUCUAACAGAAAUGAGACAACUCCAGCAAAGGGCUUGUUAACAUCAUCAAAGCAAAGUCCUCCCCGAGUAGAUACUGCUGCUCAAUCUCAACCACAAGUUGACUUGAAUCUCUCAGCUAAAUUAUACUCUGCUUUGCGAAUGCUUCGAGCUCUUCUUGUGAAGGAAGCAGGGGAAGCAGUCAUGGCAUACCACAUCUUUGGGAAUGCUACCCUACGACAUAUCAGCGAAAGGAUCCCCAGAACUAAAGAGGAGCUUAUCGAGAUUAAUGGCAUUGGCAAGGGGAAAGUAAGCAAAUAUGGGGAUCGAGUACUGGAGACGAUUGAGAGUAGCCUGAAUGAGUACAGCAGCAAAGAUGAGUUGAUUGUGAGCAGUGGUCCAUCAAACAAGAGGGUGUCAAAAGGCUUCUAAAGCUGUUGAUGAUUGUGUUUCUGGUGUGCAUUAGGCAUACUAACAUUUGUUGUUGUUUGAUAGAAUAGAUUUAGAUCUUUAUAUUUCUUGUGUGGAUGUUGUAGGUUUUGUUAGCAAGCAAUCUUUAACAUUAUUUAUAUAUAAAGUGAAUUCGUUA